Molecule: messenger RNA, 2589 nt
Organism: Exophiala dermatitidis NIH/UT8656
Lineage: Eukaryota; Fungi; Ascomycota; Eurotiomycetes; Chaetothyriales; Herpotrichiellaceae
Exons: 1
Coding region: 1-2589 (862 amino acids)
Source: RefSeq, a predicted model, not a curated record
AUGAUGGUCUUGCCCCAAGAAAAUCAAGGCAAUGGUGCUUCUCUUAAUAUGCAAGGAGGCAAUUCAGAGCCGCUUUCCCCCUCUGCCGAUACACAUGUCGCAAAAGACCCCCGGCUAAGAGUCAAGACUUCAUCGCUCAACAUCGCGGAUACGACCGCUUCGCGCGGGCACAGUCACGCUCAUGGAGGAGGCGACUAUCUCGGAACUGAAGGAACAUCAGCAUCCGGGAUGCAUACGCCCCAGGGCAGCCUUACUAAGCCGCAGGUAGCCCAGCUCACACUAUCCGAUGCGACUGCCCUUGAGAAGGCACUUGGUACCUUCGUUUCCACUGCUGUUGACAGCAGCCUCUCAAAACGGAGGCGGGAUCGUAUGCAAGCAGAAUCCCGAAGAGCCCAAGUCGAGUACGAGCGCGCGCAACGAUCCUACUCUCAAUUUCCCGUGUUCGUCGAACACGCUUUGGAAAAGCAGAAAAAGGUGGAUGUGGACUACGAGCAUUCCCAGCAGGAGGCGCGCAGAAAUAUCGAAGCCGAAAUUACCACAACAUCCGAACUUGUGGCACUGUUGUUGCAGACUUUGAGUAAAUGCACCACCGGGGCAGGGGCUGACACUGCUCAGGUACGCAAGCUACGCCAGGAAUUUGAAUCCUUUCGCUCUCUGCAGGCUACCAGGAAUGCAGAGUUCCGCCGACAUUCUGCUCAAUUCGCUGAUCUGACCAACAAGCAUGAUACACUACGGAAGCAUGUUGGCACCCUACAAGACAAUGUACCGGGAUUAAAGCAGGAGAACGAGGCUCUUCGAAGAAGUGUAGACGCCUUAGAAGAGAGGAUCAAAGCCAUGGAACAGGAACUCCGCACGGUACAUCAAGAAGCGAAAACUUCAUCGACGAACGGGGGUAAACUCGACCGAGACAUUCAGGAGUCCAAAGAGCGGAUUCAACAGUUGACAGCCCGUCUAGAAGAGCUCGAACACAACUCACAUGGUGUGGAAGCCCUACGAAAGAGCAACAAUUUGAGAUUCAGUAACCUGCAGACACAAUUGGAGCAUGCUGAAGGUCAAUUGGGGUCCUUACAAAAAGAUAUGAAAACACAUGAGAACCCUGCUAAGGUUGAAUUGCCUGUUCCUCAGCUUACAGAUUGGCGAGAUCGGUUUACGACCAUUGAGGAGGCCCUUGAGAGUACCGUGGACGAGACAAGCACUCUCAAGAGAAAGAUGUCUAGUCUGGAACAGAUAUUAGCGGGGUCGUCGGAUCGCGUUCAACACUUAGAGGAUUCACUAGAAAGCCACAUAUGUGACUGGAAGUCGUUGAAGAAUAAAGUCUCUGGACUUAAGCUCGAGGUUUCCGUCCUCGCAAAAGGCGCCAAUAGCAACCUUCAGGCCCAGGUGGAGGGACUUGUUGAAAGGGUUGACAAGUUCACAUCCGGUACUGCCCGCGAAAACAAGGCUCGCGAUGAACUCAUUCAAGAGGAGAUUGCGGACAUAAACCAGGACCUGAGCGACAGGAUCGACCAUCUGCAUCAACAAGUCAUGGAGGUGCAGAAAGCCUUGGAAGACCGGCCAUCCACCCCUUCUUUAUCGCGCGAGCAUCUUCAGACCCUCAACGGUGUAGCUGGUCUGAUUCCCAAGCUCAGCGCCUUCGAGGCUGAUCUUCGCAAACUCCAGAGUGGUUUGGAAAAGCACAGCCAUAUGAUUCAAUGGCAGACUCAUCGCUUCGACAACCUUACCAGUGAGUCUCUUGCACGGCAAAUGAUAGGCCUAGUGAACCCAGUCCUUCCCAAGUUUGAGGCAGGUCUGGUUAAAAUCGACAAAGUCGAAGAAGAGAUGACUCGGUUCUGGAAAAGGCUGGAACAUACCCAGACAAAGGCGGAACGUCCUACCGAAAAGGAACACCAGCCUUUGGAGGACGUUCGAGAAGAGCUCAAGCGUGUGAAAAUUGAGCUCGGAACCGAGUACGAAUCCCUCGCGAGCGAAUUCUGCAACACGCGGGACAACGUUGUCGCAGACGUGAGAAGGCUUCAAGACUCACAUGAGCGGGCCGCGCAACAGGUUGCAACCCUGAGCGCCUCAACAGAGAAAAGAUUAGGCGAGAUCGAGCACCAGAUCGAGACCCUACUCACUGAGCUCUCUAAGGAGGACGGUUCACAUGCACCGUCGCCAGGGUCAAGGGCCCGAUCGGCAUCCGUCCUUUUCACUAGGACUCCGUCAGCAGCACAACGGCCGCCAUACUCAACAGUUGAACGAUCGAAUCGAGAUAGAUCUAGACGCCUGCAAGAAUGGAACGGCAGUGGAAAGGCCGACGAAGAACCAGAGGAGUUUGACGUCGAAGAAAUUGGAAAGGAGGCUACUAUUCUCCUCGAGAGUUUCCAGAAGCGCCCCACACCUCCCGGCACUCGGCCAACAGCUACAGCCGACCACACGGUCAGUGAAGACGCGGGGACCAUAACACAGCAGCCCAAGAAGCGGAAGCGUGGUGAUGAUGCAGGGUUGGACGGACACGUCAUGGCACCACCGAUCUCAGAUGAGACUGUGCUGGUGAAAUCGCAGGUCGUGCCCCCAACAGCGAAACGAAAGACCAAAACGAACGAUAGAUGA